AUGCUGUUGAUGGGCACCAAACAGGGCCCAAGCAUCUUGGGUUCUUGGUCGGCCCUUUAUCACAGAUAAAUAUAUGCCUUUGUGCGCCCUGGCGUUCUGCUUUUGCAGGUGUCUGUUCCUUCUUGCAUAUUUUCCCUCACGAACACGACUCUCACUGUUGCCAAAAACCGAGGACAUCGACCCUCCGCAUACCGAUCGAUCGAAGCGAACGUAUAAAGCAGCCGCCAUCAGCCGCCUCGUUUAUUAUCCCCAGAAACGCCCAUCGCAUGCUCUCCCCACAGUUCGACCGACAGACCUCCCCAAACAGGGGCGGCCUCGUGAGCAAUCGCCACGGUCCCAAUCCUAGGGCUGGCCCGACGGACCGCGAGAUCUACUAUACGCAAGUUGAUUGGGUAUAGCCUGAUUGAAGAGCAAAAUGGGUCGCCAGCAUCCGUUAACGACUACAGCGCCAGUAGACGCUGGUGGCUGACUGACGGGACUUUAUCCAAAGUGGGGGAGAUUACAACCUUGAGCACCACUACGGAAUUUUUUCUGGAACCGGCCAACCCCGAGCCAAGGACUUCCCAAGGACCCCCUCUACCGCGCCGUUCUGGAGCCGCUGGAAAUUCCCCGUUGUUGCCGCUCUCCUUGCCGCAACGCCGUUGAGAUUCACCUUCGUGGAAAUACCCGGAUUUGGCCUCUUCGAAUCAAUUCCAACUUCAUUCAGACCGACCGAAUCAGCCACGCCAGGAAAGAGGGGUUGGGGAUUUCUUCACUGACUCGACUGUCCGCCAGUCAGUAUUCUAUGUUGCAUUCAGUCGGCGCACCGAUUGUGGGCACCUCAUAAUGCUUUGUGAUCUUUGUGAUCUGCAGCCCAAUGCUGCUGUUUUGUUCCGAGCACCUGAGAUUGGAGCGCAAACGAGUCCCCUGAGAAUGGAGACAGACAACGUCAGCGACUAUGCAGGCAAGAUUACCGGUUCAUACAUCAAUGCUUGGCCAUGAGUUGAAACGUCCCGCGUCGGCGUCUGCUUCCGUUCGGUGCCUUGCCUCCCCUGAACUCCCCUGCCUCCGCGUGCCAUGCCGCCUCCUCGCCAAACUCAUCAGGUUCUUCCGCCCUGGGGAAAUCUUGGGGAAACCCCACCGCGCGGCUCUUCUCCAAUCUAUCUGCUCCCUUCAUAUCAAGCAUGGCUUUGCCAACGCCGCAGAUCCCAUAUUCUCCUGGCGGAGGCUAUACUCUGGUCAUGCAGCCCAAUUUAUUUCCCUACAUCUCCUCCAAGUCAUCGGCUCUGAUUCUGCCGCGGAUCCAUCCUAUCGGUGACAUUCCAUUUGUUUUCCCCGGACUGCGCUUCCGUGAUUCGAUCCUGGGAAUGCGGAGUCAGGCACAGUCAGCUUACGCUCGCGAUGUGGUUAUAUGCAUGGCCGCUCCCCGCAUGAGACGUUUGUAUCUGGAGGCUGGCUUGUCUUCUUUGGCCCAGCGCUGAAUCCAGAAUCGUCCUGUGCUUUGGCUGUUCUGGAAAGUAACAAUGAAGUUUCUCAGCCGUGUUGGCGCGACUGCCCUCGCGGCGUCGCUUUACCUGCAGCAUGGCAUCGCGCAAAUGGCUGAUGGUACCUACACUGAUCAAACGUCCGGCAUCAAGUUCAAGACGUGGACUCAAGGCACCGAGGCUACCGAAGCCUCUCCAUUCACCUUCGGUCUGGCUCUCCCAGGUGAUGCUUUGACCGAAAAUGCCAACGAGUACCUUGGUAUCCUCCGCUGCAAAAUCGAAGAUGCAGCUGCUCCCGGCUGGUGCGGUCUUUCCCACGGCCAGGCCGGUCAGAUGACCAACGCCCUGCUCCUCGUUGCCUGGGCCUCUGAGGGAACUGUCUACACUUCUUUCCGCUGGGCCACCGGCUACACCUUACCUGGCCUCUACACCGGCGAUGCAAAGCUGACCCAAGUUUCUUCGAACGUCACCGACACCCACUUCGAGCUGAUCUACCGUUGCCAGAACUGCUUCUCCUGGAACCAAGACGGCACCAGCGGCAGCGUCGAGACAACACAGGGAUUCCUCGUUUUGGGCCACGCGGCUGGCAGCUCUGGUCUGGAGAACCCAACCUGCCCUGACCGCGCCACCUUUGGCUUCCACGAUGCUGGCUUUGGUCAGUGGGGUGCUCCCUUGGAGGGUGCCACUUCCGAGUCGUACGCCGAGUGGGCUGAGCUUGCUACGACUACUCCUGAGACUGAUUGUGAGGGUACUGGUCCUGGUGAUGCUGAGUGCACUCCUGCUCCCGAAAAGGUCUACGACUACAUCGUUGUUGGUGGCGGUGCCGGCGGUAUCCCCGUUGCCGACAAGCUCAGCGCCGCCGGUCACAGCGUCUUGCUCAUCGAAAAGGGACCUCCUUCCUCUGGUCGCUGGGGUGGCACCAUGAAGCCCAAGUGGCUCGAGGGAACCAAUCUCACUCGCUUCGAUGUCCCCGGCCUCUGCAAUCAGAUCUGGGUCGACAGCGCCGGCAUUGCCUGCACUGAUACUGACCAGAUGGCUGGUUGUGUUCUGGGCGGCGGUACUGCUGUCAACGCCGGUCUCUGGUGGAAGCCCCCCGCGUCUGACUGGGACUACAACUUCCCUGCUGGCUGGAAGUCCAAGGAUGUUGAGGCUGCCGCCAACCGUGUCUUCGACCGGAUUCCUGGUACAUUCAAGCCAUCUGCUGAUGGUGUCCUCUAUCGCCGUGAAGGCUUCGAUGUUCUUUCCAGCGGUCUGAGGAAGUCGGGCUACAAGGAGGUUGUUGCCAAUGAGUCGCCCAACGAGAAGAACGGCGCGUUUGCGCACACCCACUUCAUGUUCCGAUACGGUGAGAGAGAUGGCCCGCUUGCCACAUACCUUGUUUCAGCCAACAACCGUGACAACUUUGACCUCUGGACUGGCAGUGCUGUGCGCAGGGCUCUCAGAACAGGUGGCAAGGUUACCGGUGUUGAACUCGAAUGCUUGAGGGACGGUGGCUACAGCGGUGAAGUCAAGAUUAGCGCCAAGGGUGGUGUCAUCUUCUCUGCUGGUACUUUUGGCUCUGCCAAGCUUCUCAUGCGCAGCGGUAUCGGUCCCCGUGACCAGCUCGAGAUCGUUGCCGGCUCCAAGGACGGCGAGACCUUCAUCUCUCGGGAUCAGUGGAUCGACCUCCCGGUCGGCUCCAACCUGAUUGACCAUCUCAACACCGAUCUUAUCUUGACUCACCCCGACGUCGUCUUCUAUGACUUUUACGAGGCCUGGACUGCCCCCAAUGAGGGUGACAAGGAGCGUUAUCUCAACAACCGCACUGGUAUCUUGACCCAGGCUGCCCCCAACAUCGGACCCAUGGUCUGGGAAGAGGUUACUCCUUCUGACGGCAUCCCCCGUCAAUUCCAAUGGACUGCCCGUGUUGAGGGAGAUGGUCGCAUCACUGACUCCCCACAUGCCAUGACUCUCAGCCAGUACCUCGGAAGAGGUGUCGUUUCCAGAGGCCGGAUGACCAUCACCCCUGGUCUCGCCACCGCUGUUUCCGAGCACCCCUAUCUCCACAACGCUGGUGACAAGGAGGCCGUUAUUGCUGGUAUCAAGAAGCUUCAAGCCGCCCUUAACGUGAUCCCCAAUAUCACCUGGGUCCUUCCCCCUCCCACCGGAACUGUUGAGGACUAUGUCAAUGGCCUCCCUGUCUCCCCAUCCGCCCGCCGCUCCAACCACUGGAUGGGUACUGCCAAGCUUGGCACUGAUGAUGGUCGUGAGGGUGGUACUGCCGUAGUUGACUUGGACACCAAGGUCUAUGGCACUGACAACCUCUUUGUGGUUGACGCCUCCAUCUUCCCUGGUAUGUCGACGGGUAACCCGUCUGGCAUGAUCGUCAUCGCGGCUGAGAAGGCUGCUGAGAGGAUCUUGGCCCUCAAGGCUUAAGUGGGAGUCAAAAUGGAAUGUAUAAAUAACAAGGUGUAGGUAGUAGGAAAGUAGCAAAAAUUGUACAUGAGCUCAAUUAGUACAUGAUGUUGAAUGGGACGUAACAAAGUGGG
This is a messenger RNA of Podospora bellae-mahoneyi, 3991 nucleotides long. RefSeq lists its product as uncharacterized. The record is from RefSeq and is a predicted model, not a curated record. Gene Ontology annotation, molecular function: oxidoreductase activity, acting on CH-OH group of donors; flavin adenine dinucleotide binding. The transcript has 8 exons. NCBI's taxonomy places the organism in Eukaryota, Fungi, Ascomycota, Sordariomycetes, Sordariales, Podosporaceae. Bases 1503 to 3878 code for a protein of 791 amino acids.